GAAACCGAACGUGCAGGGCCGAGAGAGGAGAAAGAGAGUGUUGAUUCUGUCCUCAGGGAUCGUCAUAGUGCGCUUUGGGCUAGCGAGUUAUUAUUAAAAGUUUCCCACAGUUUUCGAACGAUGUGCAGGUAGAGUCGAGGUGGAGAAGAAUGGUGCUGGAGGGAAGACAUAGAAGCAAGUUUAGAGGGCGACAGGAACAUAGGCUGGAGCUUUUGAAAAGGUAGGUUUUGGUGCGGUGUGGUUCGAAGGACAGGAAAAGGUAGUGUUGCCGCUGGAGGAGGAGGAGGUGCUGAGGUCUUACUUGCGAAAUGGAAGUGAACUCCGAUGCGCUGGUGGCAGCGCGAGAGCGGAUUAAGGAGCUGGAAGCCUUGGUUGCAGUACUGACGGAAAAGAUCAAGGUGUGUGCUGUCGGGCAUUUCGGUGCUGACGACUCCAGUGCCAUUCCUCGUUCGCAGUAUCGAUGAGCGAUUAAUUGUCACUCGAAGACAGAGCCUGUGCAGAGUGCUGCUCUUCUUACCACUUGAAACACUUUCGAUUUCUUAAAUGGGAAUCCGCUUAUGGACUCUUCUACUUCCGCAGAUUCUCGGUCCAAAGUAGAAAUUGGUAGAGGCUUGCUCCUUUACGGUCAGGGUAUUAGCACACACUGACCUUGAACGUGACCACUAACAGCUAUAGGGGUCCGGGACACCUCCAUUGCAUAGGAGCUCCUUAUAAUCCAGCUUGAAUCGCGUCGAAUUCACCGCCGCACAAGGAACUGAUCCCAAUUCCCGCCGAAUGAAGUUCGUUAGUAGGCAAUUGAAAGUACUUACAGGGCUUUGGAAUGGUAUCGAUUGACAAAAUUGAGUUGGAAGAAGCGCACAGCAGUUUCUGACAAUUUUUGUUCUUCAAGCCUCCGCAAACUACAAUAUGAGCUGUGUAAUUACGUGUGCAACCAGAGGCUGCUUGCAGACAUCAUUAACUGAUGACAUUGUCGACUCGGAUGAUGUAAUUUCAUCUCGAACAGUUGAAUAUUUCUGGAGUGGCAAAUCAUGCCUGGCUGCCAGCUCGUUUGCUUACUCGACCUCCCAACACAAUCGUUUCUGAACAUUCAAUCUGCUAAAUACUAAAUGGAAUCGCAAAGCAAUUUUCGUAAAAGAGCUUUCUUGAGGACAGAAAUACGUGCUGUUACGGGAGAUUUACAAUAUGUUCAAAAGAUGCUGGAGUUGGAAAAUCCUCUUUUGGGAAGAUCGUUAGAGGUGAAAGACAAUACUAUUCAGUCGACAGCUUUUACUCCUGGUCUUCCUGCUUCUAAAGACAAGACCAAAGAGGAUAUACAAGCGGGAUGUGUCAACAAACACAAUGAUUCUCACCACAUCCCAGAACUUGCUGCUGUGGAACAUUCCGGUCUCCAAGUUGAGACUUCACAGAAGAUGCAACGGGAAGUUCCUGAGCUGCAAGGAGACGAUAUUGUCCACCCUGUAAUCAAGAAUGGCACGUGUGGUCAGGAGCAGCUUACGAAGAAGGGGAAGAAAGGAACUCGAGGAAACAUGAAGAAUCAAUCCACUCGGCAUGUAGCUCUAAAGAUCAUGUAUUGGGGAAGCAGGUACCAAGGAUUUGCUUUCCAGCCUGGAACGCAGGUGACUGUGGAGUCAGAGUUCUUUGCAGCCCUUAGGAGGACAAAGCUUCUGAUUGGUGAUGUCUCGGAUGCCAAUUACUCAAGGUGUGGACGUACUGAUAAAGGUGUAUCAGCCAUUGGGCAGUUGGUAUCUCUCCGUCUCAGAACGAGUUGUAAACCUUCGGUACAUGAAGGGGGAAUAGGAGGCUCGGUUUAUACGUAUGAGAACCUUGCGGACGGGGACGAGAAGAUCAUAUCUUCCGCUGCCCAUGAUGUGGAAGCUGAAGAAAUGCUAACUGAUCGAGUUGCCGCAGCCAGGGCCAGUCGAGCGGCUGAAGAAUCAGUUUCAUCCAACCUCGGAGAUGAAGAGGAAAUUGACUACGUCGGGGUUCUAAACCGAGUACUUCCGGACGAUAUUCGUGUUCUUGGUUGGUGUCCAGUGCCAAGAGGGUUCCAUUCAAGGUUCAGUUGUCUGUAUCGAGAAUACAAGUACUUUUUUGUUGGUGGACAUCUGGAUAUCGCGUCAAUGAAGUUGGCAGCUUCAAAGUUUUUGGGAGAACAUGAUUUCCGGAACUUUUGCAAAAUGGAUGCUGCCAAUGUACAUAAUUAUCGACGAACAGUUACCGAGUUGGAAAUAGUUCCAUUCAACGAAGGCUGGGCAGGGACACAGGUUUGGGUAGUCCGAGUUAAAGGAACAGCAUUCUUGUGGCAUCAAAUUCGAUGCAUGGUAGCUAUUUUGUUCAUGGUGGGCCGAGGAUAUGAACCACCAGAGAUUGUUGAUGACCUGCUGGGUCGUGCUUCGAACACCUCAAGGAAGCCACAGUAUUCCAUGGCAUCUGAGAUGCCUUUAGUCCUCCGCAGAUGUGGGUAUCAAGGGCUGAAAUUGCACUGCCCACCAAAAGCCAUGAAACAAUUAAAACUACAUCUGGAGAAGUACCUGGAAAAGGCUCUUAUACAUGUGGCCCUUAUCCAAGAAGCACUUGAGGAGCUGCCGUCCUCAGAAAUUCUCGACGUGGAACACAUAAACAAGCUCAAGCGUAUGCAUAUUCCUCUCUCAUUGCGACAAACGGAACCUUCAUACGAGGAACGCCGAACGAGGUCAGAUGCUUAAUCUCCAGGAGAAUGUGGAUGUUACGACGCGAGUGGCUACCAGGCUCAGAAGGUGGCCGAGGUCUUGGAUGUCAUCCGAUGCUCCAGCAAUUUUGAGGUUCACGCUUAGUUGGGGCAUGCUGGUUCAUGCCUGAAGCGUCGUUGCCUUUUUGAACUGCCUAAUUUGACUUCGUCCAGCUCGACAAUAGUAAAGAGUGACAAAGAUUGGUCUGGGAGGAUACGGUUCUAAAACACUUUUUCUCGGCAGUUGACACGAUGUGAGAGCUUACAACAGUUGAUUGCAUCAACCGCUUAAUCACUCGAUUCCCUCUCGGUAUAUAUGCCAUGACAUGGAAUCGUUCCAUAACCGCCGACGUUUUUAGUCACCUACCAAGAAGAGGCAUGAUCUUUGGGGUGCUACCAAGUUGACACCUGUGCAUCCUUGUGACCGAGAAAUUUUCCUCAGUGUUCAAAGUAUAAGCUUACAGUAAUGUCUAGAGAUGUGGAGCUACUUAUACUAUGAAGAAUGAGUCAAAUUCGGCCGUUCAGCAUUCAAGGUCGAAGUAACUACCAAACCUUGGAUUUCUGAGGAAUGCACAUCGUAUUAAAUUUUCAAGUAAUGGUAUUCCUCUUUUAAUUUGGACGUUUAAACUGGGCACAGCUGAUGUGGUUGAGUGAAAUAUACAAGUUAUGUGUCUCCAUCGCAAGUACCGUACAUGGUUGUCAACGGAUCUUCGUAUUGCGCCGUAUACCGAAUGCCGGAAGUGAUGUCCGUCUAGAGCUGAG
This is a messenger RNA of Marchantia polymorpha subsp. ruderalis, 3469 nucleotides long. The record is from the annotation of a GenBank genome assembly. NCBI's taxonomy places the organism in Eukaryota, Viridiplantae, Streptophyta, Marchantiopsida, Marchantiales, Marchantiaceae.